Molecule: messenger RNA, 1356 nt
Organism: Plasmodium berghei ANKA
Lineage: Eukaryota; Apicomplexa; Aconoidasida; Haemosporida; Plasmodiidae
Product: SprT-like domain-containing protein, putative
Exons: 8
Coding region: 1-1356 (451 amino acids)
Biological process (GO): DNA damage response
Cellular component (GO): nucleus
Molecular function (GO): metalloendopeptidase activity; polyubiquitin modification-dependent protein binding; single-stranded DNA binding
Source: RefSeq, a predicted model, not a curated record
AUGUAUAAUGAGAUAAACAAAUUAACGUCUGUAGAAAAUGAAUAUUUGGAAAAAAGUGGGAAAAAAAGAAGACAGAAAAAUAGAUCAUUUUAUUUAAUUUCGAAUGAAAAUGACAACAAAUAUUUCACACAAAUUGUAGACAAUUCCAUAUUUUCAAACGAACGUGACAAUGCUGUAAAAAAUUCGAAUCAAAAUAAUAUAGAAAGUGAUUAUAAAAAAGAUGUACAAGAACAUGACGAGGACUUGUCUACUCUUGAAGUUAUACGCCAACUAAGUUCAAUAAAAAUUGAUUCCAGCACAGAUUCGUCAAAUGCAAAAGAUUCUUAUGCUAGGAACCGAAUCAGAGAAAAAAAGAAAGAAAAAAAAAACGAAAAAAAGAAAAAAAUUAUUAUUCAUCACAUUCCAAGUAUAGAAUGUGUAGAAGAUAUCGUGGUUUAUGACGAAUCGAAAGAUACAGAAUUUCCAGAUUUAUAUGAACUUUUUUCAGAAUAUAACGUGAAAUAUUUUUACAAUAGAUUAGAAAGUGUACAAGUAAAAUGGAGUAAUAAAAUGAAGUUAUGUGCUGGGAUAUGUAUAUUUAAAAAAUCUGGAUAUUGUUGUAUUAGACUAUCACUCCCUUUACUAAAAUUGCGAAAAAUAAAAGAAUACAAAGAAACAUUACUACAUGAAAUGAUUCACGCCUUUUUAUUUUUAAAUCAAAAAAAAACUGAUAAAAACGAUGGACAUGGUCCUGAAUUCAAAAAACAUAUGUAUAGAAUAAAUAAAUUGACGGGUUUAAAUAUAAGCAUCUAUCACAGUUUUCAUGAUGAAGUUCAUUUUUACCGAAACCAUGUUUGGCGUUGUACAGGGAUUUGCAGAAAAUAUCCUCCACAUUUUGGAUACAUAAAACGAUCCAUGAAUCGCCCACCGGGACCAAAGGAAAAGUGGUGGAGAAGUCACUCAACUUAUUGUUCAGGAAAAUUUGUAAAAAUCAAAGAAUUAGAACCUUCUAAAAAUGUAGAAGGAAAUGGAAAUAAACACCCCCCCGAUCUUAAUACAACAUUAGAGGAAGAAAUUGAACUCCCCAAAAAAACAAACGGAAAAAAAAUAGAUGACAAUAGAACCAACGGGGCCAUGGAAAUUGAAGAUGUAAUGGAUGAUUUCAUGUUUAAUGAUACAAUAAUAAUAACGGAUUCAAAUAAAAAAAAAUCGAAAAAAAAAACAGAUACAUGUAAUAAUGAGUUAGAUAUAAUUAAUAUCAUUAAAACUUUGUUUAACAAUAAUAAGGAAAGUAAUAUUCAUAACUUUUCAACUUCAGAUAAUGCAAUAGAUUAUCAUAAAGCAUUUAAAAGUAAAAACUAUUUCGAAAUAGAUUAG